Impatiens glandulifera is the source of this 1402-nucleotide messenger RNA. Its product is annotated as hydroxypyruvate reductase. The record is from RefSeq and is a predicted model, not a curated record. The coding region runs from base 80 to 1171 and encodes 363 amino acids. Gene Ontology annotation, molecular function: phosphoglycerate dehydrogenase activity; NAD binding. The transcript has 11 exons. NCBI's taxonomy places the organism in Eukaryota, Viridiplantae, Streptophyta, Magnoliopsida, Ericales, Balsaminaceae.
AAGCCCUCGGGUGGACUACUACUGAAGAACAGUUCAUGUCGUCCAAAGCCUGCGCCUUUCCAAUCCCAGAUCAAAAGUAAUGCUCAAUCGUCUGAUUUACAAAGCCACAAGAACUACGGUGAAUCGUGCCCUGAAUCUCCAAACAUUUAAGGAAUUUGCAGGAAGAGCUGGUAAAAUGUCUGGGGAAAGUGAUAAUCACAUUACCCGUGUUCUCUUUUGUGGUCCUUAUUUCCCUGCAUCUCAUAAUUAUACAAGAGAGUAUUUGCAAGAAUACCCAUUUAUUAAGGUUGAUGAUGUCCCAGUUAGUGAUAUUCCUGCUGUUAUUGGCGAUUAUCAUUUAUGUAUAGUAAAGAACUUUAGACUGAAUUCAGAUCUUAUUGCUCGCGCCAAUCAGAUGAAGAUCAUAAUGCAGUUUGGUGUUGGGUUGGAAGGUGUUGAUGUUGAUUCUGCUACAAGUUGUGGUGUUAAGGUCGCUAGAAUUCCAGGCGAUGUAACGGGCAAUGCAGCUUCUUGUGCUGAAAUGGCAAUAUAUUUGAUGUUGGGCCUCCUCCGUAAGCAAACUGAGAUGCAACUGGCAGUGAAAAAUAGACAACUUGGAGAACCAGUAGGUGUACCAUUGCUUGGGAAAACUGUAUUCAUCAUGGGAUAUGGGAAUAUUGGGAUUGAUUUGGCUAAGCGUUUGCGUCCUUUUGGCGUGAAAAUUAUUGCCACUAAACGAAGUUGGCCUGUCAGUGAUGACUGUGUUAAUGAUGAUUUGAUCGAUGAGAAAGGCAAUCACAAAGAUAUCCAUGAUUUUGCUAGCAAGGCUGACAUUAUUGUGUGUUGUCUUUCAAUGAAUACUGAAACGGCUGGCAUUGUGAACCAUGAAUUUUUAUCAUCGAUGAAAAAGGGUUGUGUUUUAUUGAAUAUAGCUCGAGGAGGUCUAUUGGACUAUGAAUCAGUUUCUUAUCACCUAAAAUCAGGACAGUUGGGGGGUUUAGGCAUCGAUGUUGCCUGGAUAGAGCCCUUUGAUCCAGAAGAUCCAAUUCUCAAACACCCAAAUGUUAUAAUAACUCCCCAUGUUGCAGGAGUAACUGAAUAUUCUUACAGAUCAAUGGCUAAGGUGGUUGGCGAUGUAGCACUUCAAAUUCACAAGGGGACUCCAGUUACCGGGAUAGAGUUUGUUAAUUGACUGUCAUAAAAGCUAAUGAAGUUUCAUCUUUUCUAUUUUUAGUUUUGUUUUAAACAAUUUACUUGAUUUUGAUUGACUUUUUAAUGUUCUUUUAGGUUUUAGGUAGUUGUUGAACAUUUGAUGGAUUAAUCUGAAAUUCAAACUGAACUCGAAAUGCUAAUUUGGAUUAGCUAUUUUAGUUUGGAUUGAGUUCGGAUUUGAUUAUCUCAAAUUGGAUUUGGAUUAUCUAAA